GGAGCGAGCGAGCGGCCUGGCUCCGUGAGUGGCGCAGACGCGGCGCGGGGCCGCGGGCAGGGGCCGGAGGUGUUGCAGGCCCGGGCGGUGCUAGGCUGGCGGCGCCAUGUACAAUGGGAUAGGGCUCCCCACUCCCCGGGGCAGCGGCACCAACGGCUACGUCCAGCGCAAUCUCUCGGCCGUGCGGCACAAGAAGGAGCGAACCGACUACAAGUCGGAGGAGGAGCUCAGGAAGCUGGAGUCGUCUCUGGUGAAGAAGCCCAACCAGGAGAUCCUGGACCAUGAGCGCAAGCGGAAGGUGGAGCUGAAAUGCCUGGAGCUGGCCGAGCUCAUGGAGGAACAGGGCUACGCCGAGGGCGAGAUCCAGGAGAAGGUGGCGACCUUCCGGCUCAUGCUCCUGGAGAAGGACGUGGCGCUGGGCAAGGAGGGGGAGCAGCAGCCCGAGCAGAAGCCAGCGGUCACAGAGACCCACCAGCUGGCUGAGGCCAACGAAAAGAAGAACGAGCGGCUGCGGGCGGCUUUUGGCAUCAGCGAGAAUUAUGUCGACGGGAGUUCGUUCGACCCCAACCGCAGGGCUAAGGAGGCGGCGGCUGCGGCAGCCAAGCAACAGGAGCAGCAGAAGCAGUACAGCCUGGUCCAUGAGUCCAGCAGCUCCCGCUCUCCAUCCCCCAAGCAGAAGAAAAAGAAAAAGAAGAAAGACAGAGGCAGGUCAGAGAGCAGAUCCCCUUCUCGAAGAGAGAGGAAAAAGAGCUCUAAGAAGAAGAAACACAGGUCCGAGUCAGACUCGAAGAAGAGGAAACACAGGUCUCCCAGUCCGAAGAGCAAACACAAAGCCAAGGAGAAGAAGAGGAAGAGAUCCACCAGCGAGUCAGCGUCCCAGAAGGGCCGAAGAGGUCGCUCGUCCUCCCCAGACUCUUCCUCCUCCUCGGACAGCUCGCGGAGCAGGUCCCGGAGCGUCACCACUCAGAAGCGGGCCUCCCUGCCCAGCGUGACCCCCCCAGCGCCGCCACGGAGGAGAGCUGACCCCGAGGGCGCCUCAAAGGAUGCCCCCAAGAGAGAUCGCUCAGCAUCCCCCGAGGUCAGCCGGCGCGCGCAGAGCAGCAGCCCCCGGGAGAGUCGAGAUAAGCGAGAGAAGCGGUCGUCUCGGCACUCCCCCCGCCAGCGUUCCUCCUCCCCGUCGCCCGUCUCCGAGGGGAAACUAAAGGACAAGGAUCGCCCCUGGCAGCCAGAGCGCAAAUCCACCCCCGCCCCGUCCUCGGAGCGUGAGCCCCGCCCUCAACGCCGCUCCCCAUCCCCCGAGCCGGCCCGAGAGAGGGCCUCGUCCGGCCACAAGCGCCCACCCUCCAAGGAGACCAAGUCCCCCCGAUCCUCCUCCCCGCCUCCCAAAAAGCCAGUGACUGAUCGCCCCAAGAGCCCGUCCCAAGCGGCUGCCCCCUCGGCACCGACCACCACCCGGAAGGCCCGGCCGUCCCGCUCGGGCUCUGAGAGCGACGAAAACUCGUCCUCCUCUUCCCCCGAGCGGGAUAAGCCGGCCCCGAGCAGGCAGGAGAAAUCGAAGGGCUCCCAGCGCCGGGAACGCUCCAGUUCUUCCCCAGAGCCCUCCCAGCCUGCUAAGGUUGCCUCCAAGCCCUCGUCCCGGCGUGAGCGCUCUGGCACCCCGGCGAAGAGCGCCAAAACCCGCUCCCUCUCCAAGAGAGACGCCAGGUCCCGGUCCCGGACGCCCCCUUCCCGCAGGGAGCGUUCCCGCACCCCGCCCCGCCGGGGAGGCCGUUCCCGCACCCCACCCCGCCGGGGGGCCCGUUCCCGUACGCCACCGAGACGGGGCCGGUCCCGAUCCCGGAGCCCCCAGUGGAGAGGCAGGUCCCGGAGCCCCCAGAGGUGGGGACGGUCCCGUUCCCGCACUCCGCCCAGGUGGGGCAAAUCCCGUACGCCCCAGAGGAGGGGGAGAUCUCGCAGCCCUCAACGGCGAGGGUGGUCCCGCUCCAGGACACCCCAGAGGCCUGGCUGGUCUAGGAGCCGGAACACGGCAAGGCGGGGUCGAUCUAGAACCCCUCCCCGGCGAGGCAGGUCCCGGUCUAGAACCCCUCCCCGGCGAGGCAGGUCCCGGUCUAGAACCCCUCCCCGGCGAGGCAGGUCCCGGUCUAGAACCCCUCCCCGGCGAGGCAGGUCCCGGUCUAGAACCCCGCCCCGGCGAGGCAGGUCCCGGUCUAGAACCCCGCCCCGGCGAGGCAGGUCCCGGUCUAGAACCCCGCCCCGGCGAGGCAGGUCAGGGUCCUCUCCCAGGCGGGAGAAAUCACUGAUUUCAGCCAGGAGGAGCCGCUCUGGGUCAUCAGCCGAGCGGAGGAAAAAAUCCAGGCUGCCCCUGCGAAGGAGCCUGUCUGACUCGUCGCCAGACGUGAAGCAGAAAUCCAGGAAAGUGUCAAGACGCAGCCGCUCCGCAUCAUCCCCUCGGCUACAGAAGAAAUCCAGAUCAUCGCCCCGGAGGAGCCGCUCUGGCUCAUCCCCUCGGCCAAAAAAGAAAUCCAGAUCAUCCCCUCGGAGGAGCCGGUCAGGGUCGUCUCCAGUGCUCAAGAAGAAAUCCAGAACGCCGUCCAGGAGGAGGAGGAGGAGGAGGUCUGGAUUGUCUCCGGCACUCAAAAAGAAAUCCAGAUCACCGCCUAGAAGAAGCCGGUCUGGAUCGUCUCCAGAAGUGAAGAAAAAAUCCAGAUCACCUCCAAGACGAAGGAGGUCUGGAUCUUCUCCACUGGCGAGAAAGAAAUCCAGAUCAUCGCCAAGACGAAGCAGGUCUAGGUCCUCGCCAGUGCUGAAGAAGAAAUCUAGAUCGCCCCUGAGACGAAGCAGGUCUAGCUCCUCGCCAGUGUUGAAGAAGAAAUCUAGAUCGCCCCCGAGACGAAGCAGUUCUGGGUCCUCUUCAGUGGCAAAGAAGAAAUCCAGAUCACCGCCUGUGAGAGGCCGAUCUGGGUUGUCUCCAGCAUUGAGAGAGAAAUCUAGAUCGCCCCCGAGACGAAGCAGGUCUGGAUCAUCUCCAGUGGUGCGAGAGAAGUCUAGAUCACCCCCGAGACGAAGCAGAUCUGGAUCAUCUCCAGUGGUGAGAGAGAAAUCUAGAUCACCCCUGAGACACAGCAAAUCUGGAUCAUCUCCAGCUGUGAGAGAGAAACCGAGAUCACCACUGAGACGAAGCAGAUCUGGAUCCUCUCCAGAACAGAGAGGGAAAUCCGUAUCACCUCCUGUGAGAAGCCGGUCUGACUCCUCUCCUGGGUUGAAGAAGAAGUCUAGGUCUCCUGCAAGGCAAAGUGGGCUUGGCUCUUUGCCAGCCGUGGAAGGGAAAUCCAGAUCUCCUGUAGUGAGAAGCAGAUCUGGAUCCUCUCCAGAACAGAGAGGGAAAUCUGUAUCACCUCCUGUGAGAAGCCGGUCUGACUCCUCUCCUGGGUUGAAGAAGAAGUCUAGGUCUCCUCCAAGGCAAAGUGGGCUUGGAUCUUCGCCAGCCGUGGAAGGGAAAUCCAGAUCUCCUGCAGUGAGAAACAGAUCUGGAUCCUCUCCAGACCUGAAGAAGCUGUCUAAGACCUCUCCAAGACACAGUGGUGCUGGGUCUUCUCCAGUGGUGGAAGAGAAAUCAAGUUUACCUCCAAGAUGCAGCCAGUCUGGAUCCUCUCCAGAACUGAUGAAGAAAUCCAGAUCGCCGCCUGUGAUAGGCAGGUCUGGAUCCUCUCCGGAACUAAAUGAUAAAUCUAGCUCCUCACUCCCAAGACAAAGCCAACCAGGAUCCCCUCCAGAACCAAAAAAGAAAUCCAGAUCACCUCCAAGAUGUGUUAAACCUGGUGCCUCUCCAGUGGUGAAAGAAAAAUCCAGAUCUCCCCAGCCAUGGCAAAGCCGAUCCGGAUCCUCUCCAGAAGUGAAAAAGAAAUCCCCAUCACCAUCCAUAAGAGGGGCCUCUGUAGAGCAAGCAAAAUCCAGAUCGCCUCCCUCACUGAGCGGAUCCGGAUCAUUGUUGACGUUGAAAGGGAAAUCCAGUUCGCCCCCAAGACACAGCCGAUCUGGAUCCUCUCCAGGGUCAGGAAGCAAACUUGGAGCAGUUUCAAAACACAACAGGCCUGGGGUUUGUCCAGAAGCUACAGAGCUAGUGAGGAUUUUAGCAGGUCAGGUCAAGCCAGUGUCUCCUGAGGCAAAAGACAAAUAUGGAACGUCCCCAAGAAGGAGCAGAUUGGGGUCAUCCCCUGGCAUCAGAGAGAAAUCCAGAACACCUCCAAGCAGCUCAGAGUCUUCUCCAGAACGGGCAGAAAUAUCCCAAUCGCCUCUGAGACGCAGCAGGUCUGGUUCGCCCCCCAGGCCCCGAGAGAAGUCCCGAUCGCCCCCCAGGCCCCGAGAGAAGUCCCGAUCGCCCCCCAGGCCCCGAGAGAAGUCCCGAUCGCCCCCCAGGCCCCGAGAGAAGUCCCGAUCGCCUCCCAGGCCCCGAGAGAAGUCCCGAUCGCCCCCAAGGCGCAGCAGGUCUGGCUCAUCUCCCAGGCCCCGAGAGAAAUCCCGAUCGCCCCCGAGGCGCAGCAGGUCUGGCUCAUCUCCCAGGCUUCGAGAGAAAUCCCGAUCCCCCCCCAGGCCCCGAGAGAAGUCCCGAUCGCCCCCAAGGCGCAGCAGGUCUGGUUCAUCUCCCAGGCCUCGAGAGAAGUCCCGAUCGCCCCCGAGGCGCAGCAGGUCUGGUUCAUCUCCCAGGCCUCGAGAGAAAUCCCGAUCCCCCCCCAGGCCCCGAGAGAAGUCCCGAUCGCCCCCGAGGCGCAGCAGGUCUGGUUCAUCUCCCAGGCCUCGAGAGAAAUCCCGAUCGCCCCCCAGGCCUCGAGAGAAGUCCCGGUCGCCCCCGAGGCGCAGCAGGUCUGGUUCAUCUCCCAGGGCUCGAGAGAAAUCCCGAUCUCCUGCUAGAUAUGGCAGUUCCGGCUCAUUUCUGAGAUCUAGAGAGAAAUCCAGAUCUCCUGCAAGGUACAGCAUAUCCGGCUCGUCCCUAAGACUUCGAGAGAAAUCCAGAUCCACUCCAAGGCGUGGCAGGUCCGGUUCAUCCCCGAGACCUCGAGAGAAGCUGGGGGCGUCUCCCAGAAGCAGCCGCUCUGGGUCGUCUCCAGAGAGACCCAAAGGUCCAACAAGGCGUGGCCGAUCCAGCUCUCCCUCCAGAAGGGGGAAGUGGAGAUCUUCCCUGCGGCGAGGAAGAUCCGGGUCUUCGCCCAGAAGAACCCGGUCCCGGUCCAUCUCCAGACGAGGCAAAUCCAGAAGCUCCCUGCGGAGAGACCGAUCCAUCCGUCGCCGGCAGGAGCCGCUCUCAGAUCCACCUCGCGAUUCUUCCCGCCGCCGGGAGCGUUCGCCAUCCUCACCCCGUCGCAGCAGAUCCCGCACGCAGCCCCGCCGGCCGAGCGGGGGGUCCUCCCCCCAGCGCAGCGGCUCCCGCCAGCCCCGCCUCCCGCUCCCACCGAAACUGGACGUUCUCCCGCACCCCGGCCUCUCCUACCACGGCCGUCAUGAAGGCUCGCCGGCCAGGACUCCGCUCAGGCUACGGACCGCCAAAACGAGCCGGGAGGAGGUCCAGCUCGCCAACCGGUGUCUGGAGAAAUACCCCCAAAGUGGGAGCGGCCGACAAGGAGCACCGGCAGAGCUGAGAAGACGUCGCCGUGGUGUCGGUGCCCAUCCGCAGCAGCCGUCACGCUCCCCGCCGGCUCCAGAUCCAGGAGGAGCCGCUCUGGGUCAUCAGCCGAGCGGAGGAAAAAAUCCAGCUGCCCCUGCGAAAGCGAGGAGCCUGUCUGAGACCUCGUCGCCAGACGUGAAGCGAAUCCAGGAAAGUGUCAAGACGCAGCCGGCUCCGCAUCAUCCCCUCGGCUUACAGAAGAAAUCCGAUCAUCGCCCCGGAGGAUCCGCUCUGGCUCAUCCCCUCCGGCCAAAAAAGAAAUCCAGAUCAUCCCCUCGGAGGAGCCGGUCAGGGUCGUCUCCAUUGCUCAAGAAGAAACUCCAGAACGCCGUCCAGGAGGAGGAGGAGGAGGUCUGGAUUGUCUCCGGCCAUCAAAAGAAAUCCAGAUCACCGCCUAGAAGAAGCCGGUCUGGAUCGUCUCCAGAAGUGAAGAAAAACUCCAGAUCACCUCCAAGACGAAGGAGGUCUGGAUCUCUCCACUGGCGAGAAAGAAAUCCAGAUCAUCGCCAAGACGACGCAGGUCUAGGUCCUCGCACAGUGCUGAAGAAGAAAUCUAGAUCGCCCCUGAGACGAAGCCCCGAGAGAAGUCCCGAUCGCCCCCCAGGCCCCGAGAGAAGUCCCGAUCGCCCCCCAGGCCCCGAGAGAAAGUCCCUAUCGCCCCCCAGGCCCCGAGAGAAGUCCCGAUCGCCUCCCAGGCCCCGAGAGAAGUCCCGAUCGCCCCCCAAGGCGGCAGCAGGUCUGGCUCAUCUCCCAGGCCCCGAGAGAGAAAUCCCGAUCGCCCCCGAGGCGCAGCAGUCUGGCUCAUCUCCCAGGCUUCGAGAGAAAUCCCCGAUCCCCCCCCCAGGCCCCGAGCGAGAAGUCCCGAUCGCCCCUCAAAUGCGCAGCAGGUCUGGUUCAUCUCCACAGGCCCUCGAGAGAAGUCCCGAUCCGCCCCCGAGGCGCAGCAGGUCUGGUUCAUCUCCCAGGCUCGAGAGAAAUCCCGAUCCCCCCCCAGGCCCCGAGAGAAGUCCCGAUCGCACACCCGAGAGGCGCAGCAGGUUCUGGUUCCUCUCCCAGGCCUCGAGAGAAAUCCCGAUCCCCCCCCAGCCCCGAGAGAAGUCCCGGUCGCCCCCGAGGCGCAGCAGGGCUCGAGAGAAUCCCCGAUCUCCUGCUAGAUAUGGCAGUUCCCGGCUCAUUUCUGAGAAUCUAGAGAGAAAUACAGUAUCUCCUGCAAGGUACAGUCAAUCCAGGCUCGUCCCUAAGACUUUCGAGGAAAUCCAGAUCCACUCCAAGGCGUGCAGGUCCGGUUCAUCCCCGAGACCUCGAGAGAAGCUGGGGGCGUCUCCCAGAAGCAGCCGCUCUGGGUCGUCUCCAGAGAGACCCAAAGGUCCAACAAGGCGUGGCCGAUCCAGCUCUCCCUCCAGAAGGGGGAAGUGGAGAUCUUCCCUGCGGCGAGGAAGAUCCGGGUCUUCGCCCAGAAGAACCCGGUCCCGGUCCAUCUCCAGACGAGGCAAAUCCAGAAGCUCCCUGCGGAGAGACCGAUCCAUCUCGUCGCCCGGCAGGAGCCGCUCAAGAUCCACCUCGCGAUUCUCCCGCCGCCGGGAGCGUUCGCCAUCCUCACCCCGUCGCAGCAGAUCCCGCACGCCGCCCCGCCGAGCCCGAGCGGGGUCCUCCCCCCAGCGCCGCGGCUCCCGCCAGCCCCGCUCCCGCUCCCCACCGAAACUGGACGUCUCCCGCACCCCGGCCUCUUCCUACCACGGCCGCUCGAAGGCGUCGCCGGCCAGGACCCGCUCAGGCUCCGGCUCGCCAAAACGAGCCGGGAGGAGGUCCCGCUCGCCACCGGUUCUGGAGAAAUACCCCAAAGUGGGAGCGGCCGACAAGGCAGCACCAGGCAGAGCUGAGAAGACGUCGCCCGUGGUGUCGGUGCCCAUCCGCAGCAGCCCGUCCCGCUCCCCGCCGGCUCCAGAUGAGUCCUCUCCCAAAGCCAGGAAAGCCCAUUCCCCUGCCCCCAAGAUCCACUCCCCGCGGCCGGAGGGGUCCCUGGGGGUGGUGAGGAACGGGGGUCCGGCGCCCGCCUGGACCCUGAACUCCUGCCCUGCUGCCCCUGGGGGCUCCCCACCUGCCGGCCGCCUCCCCCAAGCCAAAGGGCCAGAGAAAGUCAGAUCUUGCUCCUCUUCCUCUUCCUCCUCCUCCUCCGCCUCCCACAAGGUGCCCAGCCCCCUGCCCGCCCCACUCCCUGUGCUGCCCCCCAAGGAGGAAGACAGGGAAGGGCCCAAGGUCAAGUCGGAGCCGCCAGCCCCGGAGGUGCCCGGGGACCUGCCAGACAAAGCCAGGGGCGGAGCCGCCAAGGUGCUGGUGCCGCUGCCGGUGCCCCCCCGCACCCCGUCCAAAGAGAAGAGGAGCUCGUCCACCUCCUCGUCUUCGUCGUCCUCGUCUUCUUCCUCCUCCUCGUCCUCUUCCUCCUCCUCUGACUCCAGCUCCAGCUCCUCAGAGUCCAGCCACGACUCCCCGGCGAGCAAGGGGCCUGACCUGGAGACGGCGAAGAAAGAGCCACCGAGCCCAGCGCAGAAGGAGCUGGCCCGUGAGGGGCGCCCCCUGGAGGUGGCCAAGCGGAAACGCCGUUCCCGAAGCUCCAGCAGCUCCAGCAGCAGCUCGUCGUCAUCAUCCUCCUCAUCUUCAUCCUCGUCUUCCUCCUCCUCCUCGUCUUCCUCCUCCUCAUCCUCUUCUUCCUCCUCGUCCUCGUCCUCCUCCUCCCCCAAGCCGGGGCCCCAACCGCAGCCCAAGGCAGCCCCCAAGAAGCCCUCGCCUGAGCAGAGGCGCUCCCGGAGCCCCCGGAAGCCGAUCGACUCCCUGCGCGACUCGCGCUCUCUCAGCUAUUCCCCGGCCGAGCGGCGCCGGCCCUCCCCUCCGGAGCCCCCCCUGGCCCAGCGGGACCGGCACAGUGACAAACCCUCCCAGAGGAGCCGAGGAACCAACAGCCGCUCCCCAGGUCGCAAGCGCAGGCGGGAAACACCCAGCCCCCCCCACGCUGCCCGUCGCCGAGCGUCCCGGUCACCGUAGCCCGCGGGGCUCCGCCCAGCCUCCAGCAGCAGCGCCCCCUAGCAGGGGCUCCGGCAGCAGCCUCCUUCGUUUCUAUUGGCUCCUCCCCCUCCCCCAUUGGCUGGCGGCUACGUCCCACCCCCUCGGCUGCCGGGGCCCCGCCCCAUUGUGACUCGACUCUCGUUUUUUCCCAUGUGAGCGUUUCAGUUUUUUCUCUUCUGUGAGUUUUACCGAUAAAAAAACCGACAAAACUUCUGUGUUUUGAGACAAGUGGGUGGGCGGGUGGGGGGAGUUGGGUUGAUUUAGACAAAAAAUGGUUCAAGAGGAAAACACAAAAAAAGGGGGGGGGUAAGGGUGGGAUUUUGGGGUGAGGCAUGGAAAAAGCCAGCUUGAUUUAGUGUUUCUCAGUCGAAGGGCAGGGAGCUGGCGAGAUCCUGCUUCUCCGGCAGAGACCCGCAUGGUAUGUGCUCCCUACAUUUCUGAGAUGCAUCACCCCUCUUUGAAGCACCCCCAAUUUUCAGGGGGUGAAUCCCCCCAAAUCUCGGGUUUAGAUCACCCUCUCUGGCAGCCCCCCCAAAUUUUAGGGGGUAGAUUGCUCCCCUUUCACUGGCAGCAGCACCAGGAGCUCUCAUUGCUAGCACCCCAAAUGUCCAGGCCCCUAUCCCCCUGCCCAGCCCCCCCAAAUUACUCUAAGAGGAGGUGAGGAAGUGAUUUGAGUUCUCCCUGCCAUUAAAAUGUGGGGGAGUGCUUCUUUGGGCUCACUGAGGGGUUCCAGCUAUCGAUAUUUGAGGGGGUGUUAGCACCAGCACCCUGAGUUCAGGGGCAUAAUCUGCCCUCUCAGGAGCCACUCCCAAAAUGAGACUGAUUUAGGGGAGCAUAUGCGCUUUCAGUUAAAUUUGGGGCACCUCUUUUGAUGCGUGGAGGGGGCAGAGUUGGGGUUCACUGGACCCCCCAAUAAAGGGACUCUUGGGGGGCUAUUUGUACCCCAAACAGCAGUUUGGGGGCACUGUCAGCAGAGCCCAGACCAUAGUGGGUUUGGAGUGGGAGUGGCCGGGCCAUGGGCCCCACGGUUGUGGGGGGCGAGCCGGCUGAGAAACCCUAAAUCGAAGGGCAGAUUUGGGGGUGGGGUGGAGGCGGGGCAGAGAAUUUUCUUCACGUUUCUUAAAAGCGUUGGAUUUUUUUUUUUAAUCUGUACAGCAAGGAGACUUUUCUGUGAAAUAAAUGACGAAAAGCAGA
This is a messenger RNA of Gopherus flavomarginatus (Mexican gopher tortoise), 9913 nucleotides long. It is a transcript of the gene SRRM2, whose product is annotated as serine/arginine repetitive matrix 2. Gene Ontology annotation, molecular function: mRNA binding. Lineage: Eukaryota; Metazoa; Chordata; Testudines; Testudinidae. Bases 107 to 8698 code for a protein of 2863 amino acids. The transcript is spliced from 19 exons. The record is from RefSeq and is a predicted model, not a curated record.